CAAUGUCUUUGGGGCCCCUGCGGGUACCCACUACAAGAUUGCACCCCUUCCGGUCUCAGCCGGCACCUCAAAGAAUAUCAUUUCGAUGAUGUCAUCAAUUUAUGGGACGAUCGAAGCCGAGGUCUCUGCCAAUGGUCAGCAUAUGGAGUUCCGUGCGGCAAGGAGAUGCUCUACGAGGGCUACGGCAAGCACAUCGCGACGGUCCACUUGGGCAGCAUUUCGCGCAUAUGCCCUCGUUGUGAUCACAAGUUUGCGAGGAUGGACUCGUUGCAGAGGCAUCUGCGCCAG
This is a messenger RNA of Postia placenta MAD-698-R-SB12, 288 nucleotides long. RefSeq lists its product as hypothetical. The record is from RefSeq and is a predicted model, not a curated record. NCBI's taxonomy places the organism in Eukaryota, Fungi, Basidiomycota, Agaricomycetes, Polyporales, Adustoporiaceae. The annotation marks the transcript as partial. The transcript has a single exon.